Messenger RNA from Coffea eugenioides, 957 nucleotides. Its product is annotated as chlorophyllase-2, chloroplastic-like. NCBI's taxonomy places the organism in Eukaryota, Viridiplantae, Streptophyta, Magnoliopsida, Gentianales, Rubiaceae. The transcript has 2 exons. Gene Ontology annotation, molecular function: chlorophyllase activity. The record is from RefSeq and is a predicted model, not a curated record. Bases 1 to 957 code for a protein of 318 amino acids. Gene Ontology annotation, biological process: chlorophyll catabolic process.
AUGGUCUUCACUGCAUCCUCGUCUGUUGUUUCCUCUAUCUCCAGGAAUGUUUUUGGCGUUGGAAAGUACAUAUCUAAGCUGCUAGAAGUUGAACAGCAGACUAGCAUCGGUAAUGCUUUACUUGGCAUUGCUCGUCCUCCAAAGCCACUCUUAAUUGGCAUUCCAUCAGAAGCUGGAGUUUUCCCAGUGCUGUUGUUCAUUCAUGGCUAUCUUCUCUACAACUCUUUCUAUUCUCAGCUUGUGCAACAUAUAGCUUCUCAUGGCUUUAUCGUCAUUGCUCCACAGUUAUACAGCAUGGCAGGACCAGAUACAACAGAAGAAAUUAAUGCCACAGCUGAAAUAGCCAAUUGGUUAUCAGGGGGACUACAGAAAUUGCUACCACCCAAGGUUCAGGCAAACUUGAGUAAGCUAGCACUUGCAGGGCAUAGCCGAGGAGGAAAAGUAGCUUUUGGGGUAGCUCUAGGAAAAGCGGUGACUUCACUGAAGUUUUCAGCAUUAAUAGGCAUAGAUCCUGUGGAUGGAGUGGAGAAAGGGAAACAAAUGCCACCAAUUCUCACCUAUAAUCCUCAUUCCUUUAAUCUUGACAUGGCAGUAUCAAUCAUUGGAUCAGGAUUGGGCGAAUUAAGAAGCAAUUUUCUUUUCCCUCCUUCGGCUCCUAAAGGAGUGAAUCACAAGGACUUCUACAAUGAAUGUCAAAAACCAGCAUGUUACUUUGUGGCCAGAGACUAUGGCCACCUUGAUAUGCUAGAUGACGACACUUCAGGGCUUCGAGGCAAGGCCACGUAUUGUUUGUGCAAAAAUGGGGAGUCCAGAGACCCCAUGAGAAGAUUUGUUGGAGGAAUCAUGGUUGCUUUCAUGAGAAAUUACUUGGAAGGUAACUCCAGGGAUUUGCAGGCUAUAAGGGAUGGGCAUUUAACAGCACCUGUAGAGCUGCAAAAUGUUGAUUUUCUUGUAUAA